AUGGGCAAUACUGUGAGCGGCACGAGCCACCGGAUUGCCGGCGCUGCCGAGCUGCUACAAGAUCCAUCACUGCAGUAUGAAGGCAGUCUUGGAUCCUCGCGCUUCCUGCGCGCUACGCGCGUGAGGCAUGAGCACGGCUUGCUGGUCGUCAAAACGUUUCUCAAGCCCGACGCGGGCAUGCGUCUACGAGGCCUCCUGCGACGCCUCCAGCUAGAGCGUGACGCGCUGGAGAAUGUGCCCAAUGUUCUGGCGAUGCAAGAAGUGAUCGAGACAGAGGUAGCCGGCUACCUUAUCCGCCCGUGGCUUGCCUACAGCCUGUACGACCGCGUGAGUACGCGGCCCUUUCUGACGGAUAUGGAAAAAUUGUGGAUCACGUACCAGCUCGUGUAUGCCCUGCAUGCCACGCAUGAACGCAAAGUAGCGCAUGGCGAUCUGAAAUGCGAGAAUGUGCUGGUGACCUCGUCGCUAUGCGUCUACGUCACUGAUUUUGCAUCGCUGUUCAAGCCGACGUACUUGCCCCUCGACGAUCCGACCGAUUUUUCGCUGUUCUUCGAUUCGUCAGCCCGACGAGUGUGCCACAUUGCCCCUGAACGCUUUUAUGAGUCGGUGACGGAGGUGCCGUCGAGUGCGUCCGUCAAGAGGACUUCGGGCACCGAGGUGGAAAAUGUGUCGGAUGUGCUGACGUUGGAGCCGUACCACGAGAUGCUCGGGCUCGGGCGUCCUCAUGGGCGCAUUACGGAGGCCAUGGAUGUGUUCUCACUUGGCUGUGUCCUUGCCGAGCUGUGGCGCGAUGGAUCGCCGCUGUUUUCCUUGAGUCAAAUGUAUCGCUACCGCACAGGCGACUAUGACAUUCGACCCAAGCUCGACGAGAUACCGCACACGGGUGCCAGAGACAUGAUCGCGCGCAUGCUCGAGCUGCGCCCGCUGGAGCGUCCGACCUUGGAGCAGCUGUUGGCGGACACACACGUGUUCCCCGACUCGUUCUCAGCGUGCCUGCAUCUGUACUUGGUGGACUUGCAGCGCCCGUCGAGUGUGCUGCAUGAAAAAAGGCCGCCUCUCCCGUCUCUUGAGCCUGACGACCGCAUGGAAAAGCUGUACCAGGACUGGCCGACCCUCUUGGGCUUCAUAGGCGACGUGGAGCCCGUGGGCGGCGACGAUGUGUGCCUGAAUGUGUCGAUACCUGGCGUGUCGAUCCCAUGCCAUGCUCGACGACACGCGCCCGCGCCGGACUCGGAGGCGCUCUUAGUGCUCAAUGUCGUACUAGCUCACAUCCGGCAUGCGAUACGGCCGUCCUCUGUAUGCCAUGCGCUCGCCCUCAUCGUGCACAUGUCCUGGGCCUGGCUCAGCGACGAAACGCGUCUCGAUCGCGUCCUGCCGUACCUUGUGGCCCUCUUGUCCCACGCUCAUCCUCAUGUCCGCGCCAUGGCACUGCACGGCGUCGCAGCUCUUUUCGAAUGCUUGACUCACCUCACUCACGCGAAUGAGCACGUCCUGCAGGAGUGCGUAUGGCCGUGGCUGGCACCACUCGUGCGCGAUGAAUCUGUGCAUGUUCGCUGCAUGGCUGCCUCCUGCCUGGCCCGGCUCGCUCGGCAAGCCUUUCGAUUGUGGCAUGCCUCGCCUUCGCUCGAUACCGAUCUCGCCGCCCUUCGCGCGUGCCUGGGUGAGUAUCUCGGUGCUUUGGCCGUCGAUACCUCGUCCAGCGUACGCCGCGAGCUCCUGGCUCACGCGCCAUGGGCCCUGCUUGGCACGGAGCGUAUCGAGUCAGAUCUACUGCCGCACAUGCUCACCUAUCUCAACGAGGACGAUUCGCAGCUGCGCAUGUCGCUGUUCGAGGCCGUCGUGCCGAUGGCCCCUCUCGUGGAUGUCGACACAUACCUGCACCCGCUGAUGAUCCAGGCUUUCGGCGACGAGGACGCGCAUGUCCAGGCAUGCGCGUUGCAUGCGUUUGGAAUGCUGAUCGAGGUAUGGCGCCCUGUCGUGCUGUGGGAACUUGCGUUGUACGUCGCCAGUCUAUUGUGCCAUCCCAAUGCGUGGGUCCGUGAGGCAAGCAUAGACGCCCUGGUACGUGCCGCCGACACAGUGCGUGAUGCUGAUCGCUGGCUUCGCUUGUAUGCCCUUCUCCGCCCUCGCCUCGCCUGCGAUGUGGCCCGCCUUUCCAGCGCGACACUUCGCGAGCACGUCGUGCCACCUAUACCCCCGUCUGCCCUGGAGGCAUGCAUAGCCAGUGACGUGCCGGCGCCUCGCACAGACCCUGCCAAACCUGCACAAGAAGCGAUCGACGAACUCGUCUACCCACCUGCGAAGCCACCGACCGUCGACCCCGACUGGGCAGCCCAGCUUCCCCCGAUGCCUGCCGGCACAGCGCCUCAUCUCGCGGCCCUCUGGUGGUACGUAGAGAGCCGCAGGCGGUCCGCUCCCAGGACGCGUGGCAGGGGCCCAGAUGCGUCUCUCGACGGCGUGCCGCAACGUACCGUGUUCUUCACGGCACACACGACCGAUCUAGCUCCAUCUCCGUUCUCGCUGCGGACGGCCGAGCGCCGCCUACAGACCCUCGCGCCCGUACAGCUCCGGCCCGUGCCAUCCGAGGCGCCUAGCCAGGCACCUGCCGCGGUGCCUUUGUCCGAUUCGCUGCGAUCCGCACGGCGUUCGUCUGAUACGCUGUCUACGCGCUCGUUCAAGUUGCCAUUUUUGGGUAUGCCCAGUGCGACCGCACAGACGUCCACGACGCUGGUGCAUGCACAGGCUGAGCGAGCGCGCGCUGAGCGCCUCCCGGAGCCACCGGCGCCCCAAUCGCCCAUGCAUACGUACGAAGGGGUGGAUCCCUUCAUUCACGCGCACCUCCGUGCGGUGUAUCAUCAGCUUGCCAGCAUCCCUGCGGUGCAUCCCCCCACGAAGCCACGGCGUCUUGACUCGUCGAGCAAUCAGCGCCCGCAAGGUGCGUUGAUCGCCAGCUUUGGCGAGCAUCAGGGCGCUAUUACGUCCGUGUGUGUAUCACACGACCAUCUCUUCUUCGUCAGUGCAUCGAUGGACAAGACCGUCCGAGUAUGGGACACGGCGCGUCUGGAAAAGAAUGUCAACUCGCGCUCGCGGCUCACGUACGCCACGCACACGGCCCCCGUGACGUGCGUGUUGGUACUGAGUGGCACUCACUGCAUCAUGAGCGCCUCGAUGGACGGUGCGAUUCACGUUUGGGGCUUGAAUGUGUCCCUAGGCGCAUCCUUACCGCGGUACGCCAAGCCGUACAUAUUGGGCAGGCACACUUGGACCGGUGACCAUGUGCGAUGCAUGGCGCAGUGGUCGGGUGGCACGGACCCCGUCGUGCUGCUUGGCACGAGCCGUGGACGCAUGGUAUUUUGGGACGUACGGCACAUGCGCGAGAUCAACACGCUGAGCCAUCCUGCGGCGCACGGCUCGAUCGAGGCCCUGGCCUUGGAUCCACAGCGGCAUUGGGUGUGUGUGGGCACCUCGAAUGGGUACGUUGCCUUAUGGGAUACUCGCUUCCAUGUACGUCUCCAGACGUGGCGGACCAGCAACCACGCUCGCAUACGUGCGUGUGCAUUGCACCCCACUCGCCCGCAUGUCUUGACGGUAGCCACGUCUGCCGUCGUAUCGCUAGAUCUCGGCACAGGCGCCGUUCUCGAGACUUUCUACUCGCGAGAGUUUGGCGAGCAUGUCCCGAACAUCACGCUCGAGUCAUGUGCCGACGAGGCGCCAAGUGACACGUGUUGGGAUGGUUCGUAUGCUUUGUGUGUGGGUGCAGAUGGAUAUAUGAGCUCGCCGGCAGAGAGUCCGCGUGGAUGGAUCGUCACGGGCGGCAGUGACCGUGUCGUGCGGUUCUGGGACUUGGGACGGGCCGACACCUGCACAGCGUUCGGGUCCCAGAUCCAUGGCGAGUUUACCAUGACGCAUCAUCGGUACAUACAUACGUUUCAGUGUAUCGAAGCACCCCCGAAGCGCUCGCCGUUGCACAUUCACCAGCAGGUCAAGGACGCGAUGGGCACGCUGACCUCGCAUCAAGAUACCAUCACGGCACUUGCGGUGAUCGAAGCGCCGUACCGAUGUGUUGUCGCAGGCGAUCGCUCUGGCGUCCUGUGUGUAUGGGAGUAA
This is a messenger RNA of Malassezia restricta, 4107 nucleotides long. Its product is annotated as phosphoinositide-3-kinase, regulatory subunit 4. The transcript has a single exon. Gene Ontology annotation, biological process: macroautophagy; protein targeting to vacuole; late endosome to vacuole transport. Gene Ontology annotation, cellular component: phosphatidylinositol 3-kinase complex, class III, type II; phosphatidylinositol 3-kinase complex, class III, type I; nucleus-vacuole junction. The record is from RefSeq and is a predicted model, not a curated record. NCBI's taxonomy places the organism in Eukaryota, Fungi, Basidiomycota, Malasseziomycetes, Malasseziales, Malasseziaceae. Bases 1 to 4107 code for a protein of 1368 amino acids. Gene Ontology annotation, molecular function: protein binding; protein serine/threonine kinase activity; ATP binding.